GAACUUUUUUACGCAUCUUUUUUUAUCUGAUCUGAUCCAAAAAUAUCUCGAUGCAGCAUCAUCCUCACACUAUCUGUCUCAAUAACAGAACAUAUUCAUGGUGGCACAUCCCCAGCUUCGCUUUCAGAUGGGAGAGAGCAGGACGAGGAAGAGGAUUGUGGGGGGUGAGGAGGUGGAGGAGAGGAGAGGAGAGGAGGGAGAUCGCUGCGGACUUGUCAUGUCAAACUUUUUUGGACCAAUAGCAACACGGCUAGGCAACGAUCUCCAAAGUCUAUUGGAGAGUGGAGCCAAUCGGCGCGUCGGAAGCGUUGGAAGUCCAGCCUCCUGAUUUCAACAGAUUGAAAUGUAAGCCUGUCUCCGGCGCCGUCAGGAAACAGAUCGAGAAUUUUGUCCCUCUUGUUCCUUAUCGCACAAGAAGAUUUUCUUGGACGCGGUUUUGGACAGUGGACACGCUGGACGCGGAGCAGGACCCACGUAGGAGGCACGAACCGGACACCGUAUUCUUCAUUUGCGGCUUUAACACGAUGGAGCCAGCCUUCGGUGAGGUGAACCAACUCGGCGGUGUUUUCGUGAACGGCAGGCCGCUCCCCAACGCCAUCCGGCUCCGGAUAGUUGAGCUGGCCCAACUCGGGAUUCGACCCUGUGACAUCAGCAGGCAGCUGCGCGUCUCUCACGGCUGCGUGAGCAAGAUCCUGGCCCGCUACAACGAGACCGGCUCCAUCCUCCCGGGGGCUAUCGGAGGCAGCAAGCCGAGGGUCACCACACCCACCGUGGUCAAACACAUACGGACAUACAAGCAGAGAGACCCGGGGAUUUUUGCCUGGGAGAUCCGGGACAGGCUACUCGCCGACGGGGUUUGUGACAAAUUCAAUCUGCCCUCCGUCAGCUCCAUCAGUCGGAUCCUGCGCAACAAGAUCGGGAAUCUGUCCCAGCAGAGCCAGUAUGAGUCGGGCAAGCAGGCGCCUCACCCACCGCCACAACCAUCGUUACCCUACAACCACUUAUACUCAUACCCGACGUCCAAAGUGCCCACUCCCCCUGGCAUGCCCACCCUUCCCGGACACAUGGCCAUGCACAGGAUAUGGCCUUCCUCGCACUCUGUAACAGAUAUUCUGGGGAUACGGUCUAUUACAGAGCAACAAAUUAGUGACAGUCCAUCCUUUUCCAGCGCCAAACUAGAAGAAUGGAGCGCUAUAAACAGGACUAAUUUCCCACCAGCAAGCUCUCCACUAGUCAAUGGCGUGGAUAAACCGCAUUUAGAACCUGAAGCAAAAUACACACAGACGCCGAAUGGAUUGCCCACAGUGAACAGCUAUGUCACAGCGCCCAGCAUCCCUCCCUACCACCCUCCCACCCAAGUGUCACCCUACAUGGGGUACAGCGCCACCACCUCGGCCUAUGUGACCGGACCCACGUGGCAGCCGGCCAGUGGCAGUGCUCUAUCUCCCCACAGCUGUGACAUUGCCACCCCUCUGGCCUUCAAGAGCAUGACAGCCAGCCGCGACGCCAUCCACCCGGUCACCGCCUCGGCGCUGUGAAGUCAGCUCCACGAGACUGAGUCGGGGUGGGGAGUGGGAGGGUGUGUGUGUGUGUGGGGGGAAAGAGACAGUGAGGACAGGAGACACCAAGUCUGUCCCCUGUGGCUUCGUUUCAUUCCCACUGCCUCCUUUUUCUAUGAAGGACUCGGCCCGCAGGACCAAUAUUCGUGCCCCCUCUCUCCACCUCCCAGCUCCUCACGCAGUCGCACCAAAGACACGCGAGGAAUAAACUGUCCAUUUUUUUUAUUUUUUUUUACUACUACAAACUCUCGUUGUCUGAAAGAACUUGCAGGAUAGGUGUACUGAAGGACUGAUGUUAUGACUGCUACUCCAUCCAUCAACACAAUUCCUCUCAGAUUCUUUUACUGCACACUUCUGCAAAUGUCUUUGGGCAAAAAAAAAAAAACGGGGUAACGUAAAACUUCACGAAUAAGCAAUCACAGAAGAGGGAAAACAACUUUGCAUUAGUGUUUCAGGGUUCUUAUUAAUUUGCUCUUUUUUUAUAUGUUUGUAUGCUUUUAUUUUGUGUUGUUCAUGUUUUGAUAAAAGCAACUGUCUUUAUGGAGCGUUGUUUUCCCCACUUCUCUAACAAAAAACAAAACAAA
This is a messenger RNA of Larimichthys crocea (large yellow croaker), 2143 nucleotides long. It is a transcript of the gene pax9, whose product is annotated as paired box 9. Gene Ontology annotation, biological process: anatomical structure development; regulation of transcription by RNA polymerase II. The transcript is spliced from 4 exons. Bases 525 to 1538 code for a protein of 337 amino acids. NCBI's taxonomy places the organism in Eukaryota, Metazoa, Chordata, Actinopteri, Sciaenidae. The record is from RefSeq and is a predicted model, not a curated record. Gene Ontology annotation, molecular function: RNA polymerase II cis-regulatory region sequence-specific DNA binding; DNA-binding transcription factor activity, RNA polymerase II-specific.